Porites lobata is the source of this 6960-nucleotide messenger RNA. The record is from the annotation of a GenBank genome assembly. NCBI's taxonomy places the organism in Eukaryota, Metazoa, Cnidaria, Anthozoa, Scleractinia, Poritidae.
CGCGACGCUUUUCUUGUUAAAAGCGUCGCCAACGAGAAAAGCGUCGCCCUAGCACACUAUCCAUCGUUUUAGCAGCUAAAGAAUGCCUUUGAAGAAAAAAUAAUCUAAUUUAUAACAAAACAGUCAUGGCAAAGACUGUUCCUACGGUGAAAGACGAAGAAUUGGAGCAGCUCGUUGAAAGACUGUUGAAUUACAAAGUCGGAAGGUACCAGAAAUUCGAUGAUGCCUGCGGCGGGGAAAUGGAAGGCUUCCGCUUGAAUAUCGUACUUUUUGGAAUGACUGGUUCUGGAAAAUCGGCCCUGAUUAACACGAUCUUCGAAUGCUUGGAGAUGGACAUACGUCCUGCCGUAACUCAAACGACUGGAAGGGAAGGAACGAAGAUUUUGGAGUCUUGUGAUCUGCUGCCGAACAAUGUCACAGUCUAUGACACAAGAGGCUUUUCCGAUUUUGGCAAAACGGAGGAAGGUAGAAACGUUUCAGUUCCAACACAAUUUUAUUUCGCACAAUACAGUACGUGUUUGUUAGUCCAGCGUAUAGAGUCCCCGGAAGCGAGAUGUAGCCAUAAUUUUGUGCCUUUAAGCAGUCAAAGAAUUGAUAAGCCGAAAUUUCGCCGUGCUAUAGUGUUUAAGGUUUCCUUCGAUUCUGUUCAAAACGUACCACGAUAAAAAUGCCCGAUAAUUAAAAGUUUGCUAAUAAUUUGAUAGAGAUCAGCGUUUUCAUCGUUUUCGAGGAUGAAAAAAUUAACUGAGGAGAAGGGGGUGAGGUCAGUGUUAUAGUAGAAUGCGAGCGUGGUUGUUGUCUCCCGGAAGCAAACGUGAAAUGUUUUAACAGAUUCCCUGAUCCCUAAACUUUAAGGUCUUCGACAAAGUCUAGUUUAGGGAUAGGGAAUCUGUUAGAGUAUUUCACAACAAUGUUUACCUCGUUUACCUGCCAGUCUGCAAGUCUGCAGUCUGCGUUUGUCGCACACCGGUGGAAAUCUUGUGCAUAAACAAAAAAACGGGAGAACGACGCGCUAUAAAAAUUAAAUACAGUAUAUCCAAAUCAGCUGAACAGGCUUAAAAAAAGUGCGGGAAAAAUUGCAUUGCCUGUUUUCGGAAGCUUCCCAAACGGAAAGUCGCGAAACAUUUGAUUUUCCUUCCGGAAUUUCCAGUUUUCCCAUGUAAAUGGUAAGUACCCCCAAUAACCUCUUCAAUAGUUCUGCCAUGCAUACUCUGUUUAUGGACUGUUAAUGAAAAUGGCUGAACACAGUUUUGCGGGCGGUCAGCGGUAACUCGCGUGACGGCACGUGUUUUAAGUUAGACAAACAAACAUGGCGGCGAAAAAAGCAAUGGUACAGAGAAGACAAUAUCUCAAAAUCUACUCGUUAAAAUUUUGUGAUAUUUGGCAUAAUUUUUACUUUUAACGUAUUUUUAAUAAUGAGAACUUUAAAAUGGAAGUUGAACAGACGAUUUUUGUGACACAUUUGAUAAUUACAAUACAAAUAUAUUAUUAGUUAUCUAAAAAUCCGUCUGUUAAAAUUUGGUCAAAUAAGUUUCAAAUGGUAAUGAUUAAUUAUAGUAAGCGGAGUACAAGUUUAUAGGAAAACCUAAUGAAAGAAUUUUAUGUAAACUGAGCAAAAGUGAAAUUUUAAGGUUGUAUUCAAUCGUUCAUGUCGCCAUGGAAACUACCAAAAUGACAAAUUUUACCUGUCAAUCAAAAUCUUUCAUCAGUAUAUUUUUCACUUGCCAAGUUUCAGCUUGUGAGCUGCAACGCUUUUCUUGCCAUAAUUUGCCAAAUGACAUAUACUCACAAACUGCCAAAACUGUGUUCAGCAACCUUAAGAUCUCUCUCAGUCUACAGAAUAUAUCCACCCAAGGCAAUGGACAGCACACAAUGGGUGGUCACUGCCAGAAGCCUUGUCCUUGAACCCCUUCCCCCAAUAGCUCUUUUUACCUUUCAAAGAAGGGUCUGUCGGUUUUCCAACCUUCUCCGAACAGGAUGGAAGGUCUACCAUAUUUGAAACAAAGGUAGUACCUUUUCCUCAAUGUUGUAAGACCCUGAUUGUUGGUAAACCCAGGAAUCGAGCUGGGUCUACCGCUCUCUGGUCUUGUACCCGACCAAUCGGAACUAACCAGUUUUCUUGCCUCGGAUGGACUGGUUUCAUUUUGGUGGGCAAGUCACAAUGCAAUUCUUUUUUAUUCAAAUAGGGGAGCUGUUUCGUAUUCUUUUUGGAAUUGAGCGAACUGGAGAGGAACUGGUGCGAGGCGACAAGGGUGCCAAAAAAGCAGCAACUGGCGGGGUCGGUGCUCACAAGCUUAAAAAACCUCCUCUUGCGGAUCAAAUGCAUGUCAUAUUGUGGGUCAUAAAAGCUAAUGAUAUCAGAUUUGAAAAAGGAAUAUACAGUGACAUAAUCAAGUUUGUUCAGCACAAGGCGAGAGAACAAAGUGAGUUCUUUACCUUUCUCAUAGUGCUCAUGUCCUUUAAAGGGACGCAAAUAAGAGGAUCCCCAAAAGGGUUUUUCAAUACCCUAAUCCCGACCCAAAAUUUCGAGCAAUCCGGUAAUCCCGAUGGUUAUUUUAAGCAUCCCACCUCCUGCGCAUACUUUCAAUCUCGAAUCCCGAUCUUCAAAUAAGGGAAAUCCCGUAUCCCAAAAAACCUAUUGGGGACCCUCAAAUUAGGCCCUGUUCGCACUACGACACAAAAAUUGCAAAAAAUUGGAAAAUUUGGUAACUUUGUUUGCACCUGAGACACGCGAAAGAAGUUACGUCAAUUUCGAUUAAAUCACAUGAUUGGAAUCGUUAGCGAAAUAAGAUGACCUGACGAAGGAUAGCUGUCAUGGAACAAAGGAUUUUGUUGCCUGACAAAAAAUUGUAGGCCUCCAAAACUUCUCGACGGCUUCUUUGAAAUUUGGCGACGCUUAAGAAAAUUUUGGUAGGUGAAAUGUGGUCGUACUUUCUGCUCCGUGUAAUAGGUCGUUCUGCGGCGAGUUCUGUACAUUCUGUAAACGAUCGAUUAAAAAUUUAGGCAGACCGUAUGGUAAUGAAUUACAGCUGUCUAAUCUGGAAGUGAUAAAGGCGUGAAGUAAGAUUUCAGUGCCAGUUGUUGAUAAACAGUCCCUUAUCCAUGCUAUGCUGAGCAACUGCAAAUAGAUCGUUGAUUUGCAGAUGCUAGUAACAUGCUGGUCAAGGGACAAAUGCUGUUCAAAUAUAACACCAAUAUUCUCGGCCGAAGAAGAUAGUUGGAUCCAUUCGCAGGAUAUUUCAAUAUGCUCUAUUGAUAGAAGUGGGCGAUGAUGACCACUCAAAAUCAGCAGUUCAGUCUUGUGCUUAUUCAACUUCUACAAGUUUUCUACACCAUCUAUAAAUCUAUCUCACUAACACACUCUUACAUGCUAUUAAGUCUAUUGAGCCAGGUUGUUUGGCUGCAUUAGCCUUAAAGGCCAAAUAGGGCUGAGCAUCGUCAGGAUAAGAGUUGAAAUCAAGAUUAUGCCGUUUAAUGAUGUCCCCAAGAGGUUAGUGUACAACAGAUAAAGCAUCGGGCUAAGGACAGACCUUUGUGAAACUCCAAAGCGUAGAUCUUUGACAGCUGAUUUGACUCAACCGACCACUAAAAACUGCUUUCGAUCCAGAAGAUAGAAUCUAAACUAUUUUAACACCUUAAAAUUCUAUUUUAGAAAAAAAAAACGAGACACGGAAAUUUAACAUCUUUCUGUUUUUAUGAUAUUUGCAAAUGAUUUGUCGGAAAUUAUGACAGUCAAGAAAUCAAUGUGAAUAAACGCCCCAUAAGAAACGCUUAAAAUUUAAUAAACGCCGCGGCACGUGAUCAAAUAAAUACGGUACUACUGUGGCAAAGUCACACGAGCCGAGGGACAUCCGCUCGAGGAAAUACAGCCUCUCCAAUAAGGCAAACUGAAGAGGAAAAAAGAUUUUCUUUCCAGAAAACGAACGAAGAGAACUAACUGGGGCUUAUACUGGAAAAAAACGGCUUAAACCUUAGUCGAUGACACCAAAUUUUCGAUCGGGUUCUCGUACUUUCUCCCCAUGAUACAUGUCUCAUAGUUUGAGUGUCAAAAGUUUGAAAGUGAAGGGAAAGUGGAAUUAAAGGGCGCUAGUAGAAUGGUAGGCUACAUGUUACAGUGUCAAGCCUGAUUUAUUUUUUUUAAUUUUAUUUCUUGCUGUUAUGUUAUAGUCAUUACGAUUAUCACGGUCAUCACUUUUGACGAUGAAAUACGAGAAUUGCCGAAUCCUGACGAAAAAAGAAGAAGAUUAAAGGAAGCAGCGAGAGAGGUCACUGGAAGCGAAACGAGGGAUGUCUUCUUGAUCGCGAACUCAAUACCUGAUCAAGAGUUUGACCCAGCGUACAAGAAGGAAGUUCUGAAGAUGUUAGAGCAAGCCUUAAAGUGUGGCGAGAGGUCAAUCAAGAUGCGGCAGGUUCAGAGAGAAAGUCCCAAGAGAUCCAUAUCCAAGCCUCAAGGCAGAGCUGAAAAAUCCGCUGUGGAAAACACGGAGGAGCCUAAUUACAAGAGCUGGUCAGGUUGACUUUACGACCAAGUCUCUAGUGUUCGCUCAGUACACCCACGAAUUAAUCUUUUGAAUGUUAUAGUUGUUUACUUUUUCUGGCUGUCGAAUUACUGUUCUUAUUCAUACGUUGUUGAAAGUACAGUGUUAUACAUUGAUUUUUGGGAUCAAGCGCUUUCCGUUACGGCGGCGAUCUUGGUUUAAAUUCUAUACUCACUCCCAGGCUAGACUCAGUACAUAUGAAACGAAAAUGGCCGCCCUUAGGGUAGGUGCUCGAUCCCGACGAUCCUAUGGGAAAAGGGCAGAAGAAAUCGUUUGCAAAACAAAUAGCCCUCCUGAGUUCAUAUCAAGGGAGUAGGUUCGACCCAGUAAAUCAAUCAACAGGGGCACCGGCACCCAACGUCAAUUUUAGGAAAAUAUCUGUUCGGAAGGCGAUUUGAGAUCUAGAAUUUUCGGAACAUUUGUUGUAAAAUUUCUUGCUUGCCUGCCUCUCCUAGGAUUUUUGAACAUAUAAAAAAUGGUACAUUUGCCCAUUUUUAACAGAUUUUUAGUCUAAAAAGAUCACCUAGAAUUUUCGUAAGUUUUGAUGCCUAUAAUUUUCUGAUCACUAGACUUUCAGCUAUGAUAUCCGAAAAGAUGAAAAAUUUUGGGGUACAAAAUAUGCCAAUAUCUACCGUUUAAAUAUUAAAAUGCGUUCAACAAUGCUAUGUUUAAGUGGUUUUGAACUAUAUUCUCGUUGGGUACCCCUGAAUCAAGCUACUUUUAUCGUCUUUAAGCGAGCUUCUUAGGCGUAGUAAGGGGCGAAAAAAUAAGCGGGGACAGGUGCUUAUUAAUGUUUACAAAUUCUUCAGACUUAUCUCCAUAUAUUUCCGUAAUAUAGCAAAGAAAAUUUAAAAAGAUCAAAGCAUCUUUUUGGCGGUCAGUUGACAAUUCUCAUAACCUGUUCUCUUGAUUAUGUGUUGACCUUGCAGUGACCUUGGGAAGAGACUUUCAAAUUUUCGCACCAUGAGCAGGCUAAGGUCUUCUUUUGGGUGGUGCAUCUCUUCGUGAUGUAGUACAUGUAUUUUAGUGAUAAUUUUAACCCUUUUUUGAGCCCUCCUAGCCUCGCCACUGUUGCACCCGUAUUGCGACAGUGAAAAUGGUCUGAACAGUUAAAAUUCUAUAAAUAUUUUGCCAGGGAGUAAGCGCACAUUUUUUGUUUUUGGGUACAAUUGGCGUAACUGGCGUAACAGAACACUGCCACCAGAGCCUUUUCUUUCGCUUCCUCGAAUUUGCCUUCCUCGGGAAAGACUCAUAAAUCGAUUAAGGUCUUUGUUGAGAAUGCGCCGCAUGUUGCUAGGAUACAGUUUCCAACCUAGGCCAAAUUAGGGCUUUCCACAAGUUGCUCGGCAACUUUUUGGCAACUUCUUGUAUUUCGCCAACUUGUUGCAUUCUGAGCAAUUUCUCUAGUUAUCAGUCUAAUUCUGAAAUGCCGGAGCAGCUUUUAUUGCCUUAAUUGCCCUUUUUUCAUAUUUUACAAUGUUCUAGUAGACAAUUUAAAAAUGACCUGUAAAAUCCUUACCCCCCUCCCUGGGCAGAUCAUGGGCGCACGAUAAAAGUAGCCGGGCUGCUAGGUAAGCGGUUUUUAUGGAAAAUUCAAAAUAUGGUGGACGAAGAUUCACACUCGACUGACUUGAGUGUCUCUCGGGUGAAGAAGGUCAUUCAACAAUUUAACUGGCUCAUUACAUUUUUUGGUUUUACUUGAGGAUAAAUCUAUUUAGUAACGCUGGUUACGCAGCCAAAUUGCACAUUAAUGCUUAGAAAUAUUGCUUUUGUUGUACAAUUUCUAUAUCUUAGCAUCAGACCAAAAAAAGUUUUUUGUUUUUUUUUUCGAGGAACGUUUGAGAAACUUUCGUUACAAAAGCACCUUUUGAUUGUUUUUUUAAGUAACUUUUGAGCAACUUUUUGAGAAAUUAUGGAAAACCCUUUGGAAAAUCUCGACUGCAACUUGUGGAAAGCCCUAGGCCAAAUAGCGAGCGUCUAGUAUCGGGGAAUCAGUUAUGACAGUCGAUUAAUCAAUAAACGCGUGCUUGCUCUUCAAAACCCUGUUUGACGAGAGAAACAAGAUAGUUCAGGCUGCGGCGACUUUAUAUGCUUGACCUGAUUCAGGCAGAACCUCCUUUUCUCCUCCUCAAUCAAGAAGACGAGAAAAGGAAGCUCUCGCUCACAGGGUGGCGUGCGUAACAGUGGUUUAGACAUAAAUGUGACUGCUGGUGUAACUGGGAUUUAGUUUCGUAAUAAUUGUUUGAAACUAUUCAUUAAGUACAUAUUAGAACUUGUUCAGCAGAGAGUUUUUGUUCAGGGCUCGAAAGCGUGAAGACAGCUCCUCUCACCCGAAAGUUUGUAGGUAGUAGGCAUUAAACAAUUGCAAUAGAGAUUUAUAUCCGUUAUUUAUUUAUCUGUUGUCAUUCCUCAGGAAGUAACG